Molecule: messenger RNA, 2073 nt
Organism: Drosophila santomea
Lineage: Eukaryota; Metazoa; Arthropoda; Insecta; Diptera; Drosophilidae
Product: protein lifeguard 1
Exons: 3
Coding region: 1372-2073 (233 amino acids)
Cellular component (GO): membrane
Source: RefSeq, a predicted model, not a curated record
UCUUUUAUUUAGGCCAACAGUCAAAAGUUGCAAACAUGUACUCAUACUUGCACGCCACUGUAAGUGUAUCUCCUGUGCCAACAAUGUGCGCGCUUGCAAAAAAAAAAAAAAGGAGAACAAAACAACACUUAACCCACGUUAAUUGUCGACUCUCUGAACUAUGACAUGAUCCCCUGCCACUCCUCACUGCUCACCGCUCACAGCUCACUCCUUCACAUCGAAAGUGUCCCAUGUCAAUGGCUGGCUGCCAUUAGAAAAAGAGGAAGCCACGGGGCGCUCAAGAUGCGGGCGUUACUAAAUUCCAUUUGAGUACUUAUAGUUUGGUCUUCCACGGACGGAAUAGGUCCUGUACACUGGCAGAAAGUUCCUGGCCAACUUGCCACUGCACUGAAACUUAAAUUAACAGUGCAAGCUCUUAGUCAACGAAACUGUUGUGCAUGCAAAGUGGUUGGAAAAUGCUAGGCAUCUUUUGAAAUGUCUCUUAAUAAUUCAUAAUCUGUUCCUUGUUAGCAAUUUUCAUGGAUCAACGACUUUAUCUGAGCUUUGCAGCUUACUUCUGACCCUUCGAUCCUUUUCCUCGGAAGAGCAGCUCACUUGGAGCAGAUUCUGUUUGGGGUGGCAUAAGGUUGGCUUCGGGUUCGCUUUUCCGGGCAGCAGUUGCUCGACUUCCCAGCGAAAAGUGAGAAGUGAGAACCGAGAGGCGAGAGGCCGGAAAACGAUGACAAUAUGUGAUGGGAUCGACGCGCUGCUUGGCAACACAUUGAAAUGCAUUCGAGUCGACGUAACACGGCUCAAUUAGUGCGGUUCAGCGACUGCCAAUGCAGCUUCUCCUGUCAUCGUGUCCUCCACUGCUCCGCAUCCGCAUCCACAUCCACAUCCUCGUCCUCGUCGUGCCCCGAGUCCUUGCGAUUCCAUUGCUCCAGCCAUUGUCCGCCUGCUCGCCUGGCUUUAUGUCAACUUCUUGCACGCUUAUUCACACCUGAACACAAAACCGCACCGCGGGAUUUUGCUGCCUGAGGAGUCACGAAUGCGCCGCCAGCUUCCCAGUUUUCCACGCCGCAUUUUCACAUUUCCACAUUUUCAAAUUGGCGGGCAGCGAGGCGUCGCUCAUUACGUGAAAAGCUGCUGCUGGCAAGGAUCCGCCCACAUUCCAUUAAUUAGUACUACUUAAUGUGGUCUGCUUCGCCGCCUUUUGGCUUGAAAAAGGGUGGUCAAAACCUGGUAUCGCAUUAAGGAUAUAAAACCAGAGAGAGAACGUCUUUGUCUCUCGAAAGUAUUUUUUAAAUUUCUUCUGUGUAUCUACUGUCAAAACAAGAAAAUAAGGUCCAUAACUUUGAUCAUCUCGAAAAUCGAUUGCUUAAAUAAAUAAAAAUGUGUCUUUCAAACGAACCGCGGGAGCCGAUGCAUUUUGAAAGCGCGCGUAGCCGUCGGAUGUUCAUCACCAAGGUUUUAAUGAUAGUGGCCAUUAACUUGCUCAUAACUAUGCUGAUUAUGACAGCUGUUAUCUUCAAUGAGGGGGCGAGGCAGUUCUUUAAGAAGUACUGGUACAUCGGGAUAAUCGGAGCAGGUGUUAUACUUUUGAUUUCCAUUAUAAUGUGCCUCUGCCAUCCCGUGUUCCGAAUCUUCCCAUGCAAUUACAUCCUAUUGCUCAUCUAUGUGUUGGCCCAUGCCGCAAUGGUGUGCUGUGCUGCGGUUCGAUAUCAUCCAAAACUGGUUUUUAUAGCCGUGGGCAGUUGUGCCGGCAUUAUGGUGUUCCUGUGUCUGUUCGCCAGAUUUGCUCCUUGCGAUUUCAGCGGAUGCGGGAUCUUUGCAUUCGUGAUUUCUCUAGUAGUUUUGUUCCUGGGAAUAGUGGCCAUUUUCUAUCCAAGCGUACGCAUAGUGUAUGUUGCGCUUGGAGUGCUAAUGUUCUGCCUGUAUAUGGUGAUUGAUAUUCAAAUGAUAAUUGGCGGCAAAACCCACGAAAACCAGUUCAAAGAGGAGGAUUACAUAAUCGCAGCCAUGGCACUAUACACCGACAUUAUAUUCCUCUUUUUAUAUUUACUGGACCUAAUUGGGUUGAUAGGUGAUGACUAA